Messenger RNA from Larimichthys crocea (large yellow croaker), 1620 nucleotides. It is a transcript of the gene sgk2b, whose product is annotated as serum/glucocorticoid regulated kinase 2b. Gene Ontology annotation, biological process: protein phosphorylation. Gene Ontology annotation, molecular function: protein serine/threonine kinase activity; ATP binding. The coding region runs from base 152 to 1396 and encodes 414 amino acids. The record is from RefSeq and is a predicted model, not a curated record. The transcript is spliced from 12 exons. NCBI's taxonomy places the organism in Eukaryota, Metazoa, Chordata, Actinopteri, Sciaenidae.
UUAACUGAGCAGCACUCACAGACCGGGACACAGCGGCUCCGCUGCUGGACACUUUGUCUGCACUAACGGUCGACUGACGGUCCUUCUCCUACUUUUUAACCUCGUUUUUUUUUUUUUACAACACCUCUUAAGUCAGUCAGUCUUCAUCCAAAUGACCGUGACUCAAGACCGACCGUUGACCUAUGCCAAAAUGAGGAGGCUUGUGUCAUUUUUCUCCGACCUGCUCAAGGGGAAGAAAGUUGGCUUCAGUGACUUCUUAAACAAAUUUGUUUCCAGUCAACAUCUCUGCCAACACCUGGACCCUCAGAAAAUCCUGCAGCGACAGAGCAAGCUGAGAAGAGAGAAGGAGGAGAGAGGCACAGCGAGCUCUGUGAACACAGAAACCUCACAGAUGAAACCGGCAGAUUUUGACUACCUCAAAGUGAUCGGCAAAGGAAGCUUUGGAAAGGUGCUGCUGGCAAGACACAGACAAUAUGGAGGUUACUACGCUGUGAAAGUACUGCAGAAACAGAUGAUCGUCAAGAGGAAAGAGCAGAGACAUGUGAUGGUUGAGAGGAGUGUACUGCUGAAGGGACUACAACAUCCAUUCCUGGUGGGGCUCCACUUCUCUUUCCAGACCCCGAACACCCUCUACUUCGUCCUGGACUAUGUUAAUGGAGGCGAGCUUUUCUACCACCUUCAGAGGGAGGGGUCAUUUCCUGAACCCAGGGCUGCUUUCUACGCUGCAGAAAUGGCCAUGGCGCUGGGCUACCUCCACUCUCUUGACAUUGUUUACAGAGACCUCAAACCAGAGAACAUCCUGUUGGACAGUGAGGGUCACGUGAUGCUGACAGACUUUGGGCUCUGUAAAGAAGGGGUGGCCUUAGGUGGGAUCAUGCAUACAUUCUGUGGAACUCCAGAAUACCUCGCUCCAGAGGUGCUACAAGGCCAAUCAUACAGUCCAGCAGUGGACUGGUGGGGCCUUGGCACUGUGCUCUUUGAGAUGAUCUAUGGACUGCCUCCAUUCUAUAACCGUAGCAAAGCAGAGAUGUUUGAGAACAUACUUCACGCGCCACUUCAGCUGGGUAGUGGAGCAUCUCAAGCUGCCCGCUCACUGUUAGAAGGAUUGCUAGAAAGAGACGUCACCAAGCGCUUAGGAGGCAGCUAUGACCUUGUGGAGCUGCAGGAACAUCCCUUCUUUGCAUCGAUCAACUGGGAUGACCUCCUGGCCAGAAAAGUCAGACCGCCGUUCAUCCCAAAAGUGACUGGUCCCUGUGAUGUCAGCUACAUCGACCCAGAGUUCACACAGCAACCCGUCCCCACCUCUGUGAAUGAGAGGUGUCAGCCGGGCGCGACCUGUGAGGCCUUCCCUGGAUUCUCCUUCGUGAACCCAGUGGAGUACGUGACAGUUUCAUAAUGAUGCCAAAUCCUCUGGGAUAGCAUGUUGGUUAAAAUGUUUAUUUUUUUAUGUCAUAAAUUAUUGAAUCAAAGUUAUUUUUAAACACUGUGCACUACACUGCACUGUAUGUUUCAUCGGUUAUAAAUGAUCAUAUAUUUUUACAUUUUACUGUUCAUAAUGUGAAAUAGGCUGGUCACUAUUUCACAAGGCUACGGAUGAAAAAAUAAACACAAUCUGAAACA